UCCCUCCCUCCCUCCCUCUCUCCCCGCCGCCGCACCGCGCACCGGGGCUCCGCCGCCCGCCCGCCGCGAUGCCCCGCCGCUGCUGAGCCGGCCCGGCGCCGCCCGCUGCCGCUGCCCCAGGUUGAGGACGUUUGGGACGUGCCUGGUGGAAGCGGCCAUGUCGCGAGUAACUCGCGCACGCUUCCCGGCCAGCUCCCCUCUCCUGAGCCUUGUCCUGGUGCUGCUGUUCCAGGCAGAGGGUGUGCAUGCCGAGAGCCCCAGCGAGCUGCCCGCCAACGACACCGAGGAGUGCGCGGGCUCCUACAUCUGCAAAAAGGGCGUCAUUUUACCAAUAUGGGAACCCCAGGACCCCUCCUUUGGGGACAAAAUAGCUCGGGCUACGGUGUAUUUUGUGGCAAUGGUGUACAUGUUCCUGGGAGUGUCCAUCAUCGCUGACCGCUUCAUGUCCUCCAUCGAAGUCAUUACGUCCCAGGAGCGGGAAAUAACCAUCAAGAAGCCCAACGGCGAGACCAGCAAAACCACUGUGAGGAUCUGGAACGAGACUGUUUCCAACCUCACGCUCAUGGCCUUGGGCUCGUCUGCUCCGGAGAUCCUCCUGUCUGUAAUCGAGGUGUGCGGCCACGGCUUCACGGCGGGGGACUUGGGGCCGAGCACCAUCGUGGGGAGUGCUGCCUUCAACAUGUUUGUCAUCAUUGCAAUCUGUGUGUACGUGGUGCCAGAUGGAGAGAUAAGGAAGAUCAAGCACCUGAGAGUGUUUUUUGUUACAGCGGCCUGGAGCAUCUUUGCCUACACUUGGCUUUACAUUAUUUUAUCUGUCUCUUCUCCUGGGAUUGUGGAGGUUUGGGAAGGCUUGCUCACCUUCUUCUUCUUCCCCAUCUGUGUGGUGUUUGCCUGGAUAGCCGACAGGAGGCUUUUAUUUUACAAGUACGUCUACAAGAAAUACCGAGCUGGCAAGCAGAGAGGCAUGAUCAUCGAGCACGAGGGUGACCGGCCCUCCUCCAAGGCUGACAUCGAGAUGGACGGAAAGGUUGCUAAUUCUCAUGUGGAGAACUUUUUGGAUGGGACACUGGUGUUGGAGGUGGAUGAGAAAGACCAGGAUGACGAGGAAGCCAGGAGGGAAAUGGCUCGGAUCCUGAAGGAGCUGAAGCAAAAGCACCCAGACAAGGAAAUAGAGCAGCUCAUAGAGUUGGCCAACUACCAGGUCCUGAGCCAGCAGCAGAAGAGCAGGGCCUUCUACCGCAUCCAGGCCACUCGGCUCAUGACCGGCGCCGGCAACAUCCUCAAGAGACACGCCGCAGACCAGGCCCGCAAAGCCGUCAGCAUGCACGAGGUCAACAGCGAGGUGACCGAAAACGAUCCCGUCAGCAAGCUCUACUUUGAGCAGGGCACCUACCAGUGCUUGGAGAACUGCGGCACCGUGGCCCUGACCAUCGUGCGCCGGGGAGGAGACCUGACCAACACGGUGUACGUCGACUUCCGGACCGAGGACGGCACGGCCAACGCCGGCUCUGACUACGAGUUCACUGAAGGGACGGUGGUCUUCAAGCCUGGAGAGACCCAGAAGGAAAUCCGUGUUGGCAUAAUCGACGACGACAUAUUUGAGGAGGAUGAGAACUUCCUGGUCCAUCUCAGCAACGUCCGUGUGAGCACCGAGGCCUCAGAUGAGGGCGUUCUUGAGGCCAGUCGUGUCUCAACACUCGCCUGCUUGGGAUCACCGUCUACUGCCACCGUCACCAUUUUUGACGAUGACCACGCCGGCAUCUUCACCUUCGAGGAGCCAGUAACACACAUCAGUGAAAGUGUAGGAACCAUGGAAGUGAAAGUGUUGCGAACCUCUGGAGCACGAGGAAAUGUUAUUGUGCCCUACAAAACCAUUGAAGGCACGGCCAAAGGUGGAGGAGAGGACUUUGAAGACACCUGUGGGGAGCUGGAGUUCCAGAAUGAUGAGAUAGUCAAAACGAUAUCAAUCAAGGUGAUAGAUGAUGAGGAGUAUGAGAAAAACAAGACCUUCUACCUAGAGAUCGGGGAGCCCCGGCUGGUGGAGAUGAGUGAGAAGAAAGCCCUGUUGUUGAAUGAGCUUGGUGGCUUCACCAUCACAGGGAAACUCUGGAAGGGCAAACCUGUCUUCAGGAAGGUCCAGGCUAGAGAUCAUCCUCUUCCUUGCACCGUGGUCUCCAUCCAAGAGGAGAAUGAAGAAAAGCAGCCACUGACCAGCAAGGAGGAGGAAGAGCGCCGGAUCGCAGAGAUGGGGCGCCCAGUCCUGGGGGAGCACACCAAACUCGAGAUCAUCAUUGAGGAAUCCUACGAGUUCAAGAACACGGUGGACAAGCUCAUUAAGAAGACGAACCUGGCCCUGGUGGUUGGCACAAACAGCUGGAGGGAGCAGUUCAUUGAGGCCAUUACUGUCAGCGCGGGGGAAGAUGACGAUGACGAUGAAUGUGGGGAGGAGAAGCUGCCCUCCUGCUUUGACUACGUGAUGCACUUUCUGACCGUCUUCUGGAAGGUCCUUUUUGCCUUCGUGCCCCCCACAGACUACUGGAAUGGCUGGGCUUGCUUUGUUGUCUCCAUCCUCAUGAUUGGCCUCCUGACAGCUUUCAUUGGCGACCUGGCAUCCCACUUUGGCUGCACCAUCGGCCUGAAGGACUCCGUCACUGCCGUGGUGUUUGUCGCCCUGGGGACAUCCGUGCCAGACACAUUUGCCAGCAAAGUAGCAGCAACGCAGGACCAGUACGCAGACGCCUCCAUCGGGAACGUCACCGGGAGCAACGCUGUGAACGUUUUCCUGGGCAUUGGGGUGGCCUGGUCCAUCGCAGCCAUCUACCACGCGGCUCACGGACAAGCCUUCCAAGUCUCCCCUGGCACACUGGCCUUCUCCGUCACCCUCUUCACUAUUUUUGCUUUUAUCAGUGUGGGAGUGCUGCUCUACCGGCGGAGACCCGAGAUCGGAGGUGAGCUGGGCGGGCCGCGGACUUCCAAGCUGCUCACAUCCUCACUCUUUAUCCUCCUCUGGCUCUUGUACAUAUUCUUCUCAUCUCUGGAAGCCUACUGCCACAUAAAGGGCUUCUAAAGGGACAAUCAGAGAUAGUAAAUAUGUGUAUAUCUAUAUAUAUCUAUAUAGAGUGAUAUAUAGGUAUAGAUAUAGAUAUAAAGCUAUGUAUAAUGAACAAAGAAAGAAUAAAAGAGAUUUGCCAUGUUCACACACCUGCUGAUGGAAAGCGGCUUUGGAGCAUCCUUUGAACUAGGCAGGACCCCAAAGCCGGCAGGACCUUCCCCAGGCAGCGGCCCCAGGCAGGAGCCAGGGGCAGGGCCCUUCCUGCAGCUCGACCGACAGGAGCGGCCGAUGGCCUCCGAGCCCCUUCCAGUGCUGACUCCCACCCGCCGGCCCCGGGAACAGGAUGUGAAGGCAACCGCGGUGCGCCGGUGUGAGGAAGGCCAGAGUAGCUGGUGAGCAGCAGAGCAGUGGGCAGGGGAAGGAGAGGAGAGCGAGGGUUCCGAUCUCCCACCGCCAUCCAGCCGCCUUCGCCGCUCGGGAACAGGCCCUCGGGCCCUGCUGGAGAGGAGCGAGAGACCGAACUGAAGACAAGGGGAAACUGGGAGCUUUCUAAGGAUAGAACACAAACCGUUUUCGUCAUUGAUUUGGGGUUAGUUUUUUGUUUCGUUUUGGCGUGUGUACAACUAGCAUCUCCCACCCACAUGCCCCUCACCUUUCCCUGUCCAUGCUUUGGGGGUGCACAGCCGCAGCCUCGUGUCCCGUGUCCCGAGCCGAGGCUGCGCGGAGCGGCGGGAGCCUUCCUCCCACUCCUCCGCCUCCUCGGGCAUGCUGUCGUGGUACUUGUAACAUUUGCAUGAAUGAAAUGAAAUCUAUCUGUAUAUAGCAUCCUAUAGCGAUAGUCCUUCCAACGGUGUGGGUUGAGCAUUGCAGAUUACAAGCGUUUUCUUUUCACUGGGUUUUAUUUAUUUUUAGUUAGUUCGGUUUUGCCAUAGGGUUUUGCUCAUUUGUUUGUUUGUUUCCUCUUAGCGGGGGUGGAAAGGAUGGAAAGCUGUCCCCACUUACUGCUCGUGGCAUGGUUCCAUGAGAAGCAAUAACAGCCGUGCAGUUGUAGGUUUUCAGGGGAGGAAAACCCACACCCCAGAGACCUCAGGCUCUGUCCUGCUGUGUGGAUGGGGUGCUCUGACGUGCUGAAGGCAGCGUGGAGACCUCCUCUGCCCACAGGAGGUGUUACACAAGGUCCCAGGGAGUGGGUGAGCAGUCUGAGGGGAACAAGCGUGGCUUUCUCCCAGCACCCCACAUGCUUCUGCCUUUCGAGUCGGUGGCUGCCUCGAAGCCCUUGGCCCCCUGCUAUUCCCUGUACCCCCAGAGGUGUAGUGACAGCCCCUGUUUCUGAGUGUUAAGCCAUCAGGACCAGUCCUCAAAGCUGGUCCUUCCCCACAGCCAUUUGGAGGCAGAGUAAUCCCACGUAAGGGCUGAAGGGCCGUACGAGAUCUCCCACUCCACUCCACGGAGCGGAGCCAGGAUGCAUCCCCCAGGAGCAGGCUGUGUUGUGCACUCUCCAAAUCCGAAAUCACUGGACAGGAUGAGACAGGGAGGUGUGUCUGAGCAUCACCCCCCUGGUGCCAGGAGUGCAGGCUGGGACAGAGAGCCGAGCCAGGGAAAUGUGGGUGUAGAGCUCCCCAGGGCACAGCCCAGGGCAGACACUGGGCACUGGUGUUGAGAGAUGUCUCCUGACCCAAUGGCCUUUGCCAGGCUUCCUGACAUUCCAGCCAGGCAAACUCCAGCCUGCAUGUCCAUGGUGCGCUCUUCCCACUCAGCUGAAAACCAUGUCUGAUGCUUGUACCAUAACCAGCUGGCUGGGGGUAUUUGUACUCAUCUUGAACUAUCUGUGGAAAUUUUAAUUAACCUGCUGUAAGGUUUUCUCUAGAAAUAUGGAGUUGUGGGUUUUGGGUUUUUUUCUUCUUGAGCCUUUUUUCACUUUUGAUUUGUUUUGGGGCUCUUCUUUUUUGUUUCUUAUUGUUUUGGGGGAAAAUCAAACACAGGUGCAGGUUGUUCAGGUUUAUGAUUACCUUUAUGUACAAUGAUUUCAUUUUCAUCUGUUUGGCUUCAUUUUUUCCUUCGUGUAUUGCCCACCACUAUAGGCAGUGAGUCCACUAAUUGUGAUGAUCCUUAUCAAUGGUACACAAUGCACAGAGAAAUAAAGUUUGUAAUGAUUCCUGAUGGA
Messenger RNA from Taeniopygia guttata (zebra finch), 5216 nucleotides. RefSeq names its product solute carrier family 8 member A1 (gene SLC8A1). The record is from RefSeq and is a predicted model, not a curated record. Gene Ontology annotation, biological process: sodium ion transmembrane transport; calcium ion import across plasma membrane; cell communication. Gene Ontology annotation, molecular function: calcium:sodium antiporter activity. Gene Ontology annotation, cellular component: sarcolemma; axon; postsynapse. NCBI's taxonomy places the organism in Eukaryota, Metazoa, Chordata, Aves, Passeriformes, Estrildidae.